AGUUUGCUGCCGUAAAUCAGGAGUACUGUCGUAAACAACAUACGCGUCGCUAACUGGGCUAGCUAGGCGACGUUAACAGGCUAGCUGUUUUCUCGUCCACUUUGAUCCUAUUUUUGGACUAAUACAAUGCAAUGUGAUCCAAACCCUAAGAUAUCAAUCUGCCAUUAAACCACUAUAAUUGGCCGCGGGUGUGAUUUCCUACGCUGACACUGAUCGGACGUAACGUUACCUCAGCCAGCGCUGAUAUUUAAUUUCUGUGGACACCAUUUUAGGACUGUCAUCCUUUCUCUGUGGCUCCCUGCGCUUGGCGUGACUAUUGUUAUUAUAACUGGACGUGAUCAUUGUUAUUAUAGCCGGACGUGAUCAUUGUUAUAUUAUAUGUGUGGCGGAUGGAUCCCAAGUAGAGGACCCUGGUGAAGACACCGUCCGGCUGCCAUCCAAAUACAAUGGACACAGCGGAGGAAGCGGACAUCUGUCGUGUGUGCCGGUCUGAAGGGACGCAGGACAAGCCCCUGUACCAUCCGUGUGUCUGCACCGGCAGUAUUAAGUUCAUACACCAGGAAUGCUUGGUCCAGUGGCUCAAGCACAGCCGCAAGGAGUAUUGUGAAUUAUGCAAGCACAGAUUUGCAUUCACCCCAAUCUACUCCCCGGACAUGCCCUCCCGGCUGCCCGUCCAGGACAUCUGCGCCGGUCUGCUGUCCAGCGUGGGCACGGCCAUCCGCUACUGGUUCCACUACACCCUGGUGGCCUUCGCCUGGCUGGGGGUGGUCCCGCUGACCGCAUGCCGCAUCUACAAGUGUCUGUUUACCGGCUCUGUGAGCUCCCUCCUGACGCUGCCACUUGACAUGCUCUCCACGGAGAACCUGCUGGCUGACUGUCUGCAGGGCUGCUUCGUGGUCACCUGCACCCUGUGUGCGUUCAUCAGCCUGGUCUGGCUUCGGGAGCAGAUCGUCCACGGUGGCGCCCCCCACUGGCUGGAGCAGCACCAGGCACAGCAGGCCAACGCAGCGGGGGCAAACAAUGAGGCCCCGGCCGCGGGCCAGGGAGCAGCGGCGGACCCCCCGCCGGCCCCGCCCCCGCCCGCGGACCCCCCCGCCCGCAACGACGCCCAACCCCCGCCCCCGGACGGCCCCCCCGACCAGAACCCCGAGCUGGAGGAGGAGGAGGGGGGGGCGGCGGAGGACCCCGACGCCAACAACGCCGCGCAAGACGACAUGAACUGGAACGCUCUGGAGUGGGACCGGGCCGCCGAGGAACUCACCUGGGAGCGGAUGCUGGGGCUGGAUGGAUCGCUGGUGUUCCUGGAGCAUGUGUUCUGGGUGGUGUCCCUGAAUACCCUCUUCAUCCUGGUCUUCGCCUUCUGUCCCUACCACAUCGGCCACUUCUCCGUCGUGGGGCUCGGGUUCGAGGACUACGUGCAGGCGUCCCACUUUGAGGGCCUGAUCACGACCAUAGUGGGCUACAUCCUGCUGGCCAUGAGCCUGAUCCUCUGUCACGGUCUCGCGGCGCUGGUCCGGUUCCAGCGCUCCAGACGCCUGCUGGGGGUCUGCUACAUCGUCGUCAAGGUCUCUCUCCUGGUGGUGGUGGAGAUAGGAGUGUUCCCCCUCAUCUGCGGCUGGUGGCUCGACAUCUGCUCUUUAGAGAUGUUUGACGCCUCGCUGAAGGACCGAGAGCUGAGCUUCAAGUCGGCCCCGGGCACCACCAUGUUCCUCCACUGGCUGGUGGGCAUGGUGUACGUCUUCUACUUCGCCUCCUUCAUCCUGCUGCUGAGAGAGGUUCUGCGUCCCGGGGUGCUGUGGUUCCUGAGGAACCUCAACGACCCGGACUUCAACCCGGUCCAGGAGAUGAUCCACCUGCCCAUCUACCGCCACCUGCGCCGCUUCAUCCUGUCCGUGGUGGUGUUCGGCUCCAUCGUGCUGCUCAUGCUCUGGCUGCCCGUCCGCCUCAUCAAGCUGCUGCUGCCCCUCUUCCUGCCCUACAACGUCAUGCUCUACAGUGAUGCCCCAGUCAGUGAGCUGUCCCUGGAGCUGCUGCUCCUCCAGGUGGUUCUGCCCGCCCUGUUGGAGCAGGGCCACACCCGCCAGUGGCUGAAGGGGCUGGUCCGCGCCUGGACCGUCAGCGCAGGCUACCUGCUCGACCUGCACUCCUACCUCCUGGGGGAGCAGGAGGACACGGAGGGCAACCAGCCCGUCAACAACAACAACAACAACCCCCCCGCCGGUCACCAUAACAACAACAACAACCCGCUGCCGGCGGUGGGGGAGGGGCUGCACGCGGCCCACCAGGCCAUCCUCCAGCAGGGGGGGCCGGUGGGGUUCCAGCCGUACCACCGGCCCAUGCGCUUCCCGGUCAGGAUCGUCUUGCUGAUCGCCUUCAUGUGCGUCACCCUUCUGGGGGCCAGUCUGGUGUGCCUGAUCCUCCCAGUCUUCACGGGCCGCUGGCUGAUGUCCUUCUGGACGGGCAGCUCUAAGAUCCACGAGCUGUACACGGCGGCGUGCGGCCUGUACGUGUGCUGGCUCUCCAUCCGCGGCAUCACGGUGCUGCUGGCCUGGAUGCCCCAGGGUCGCACCGUCAUCAUGCUCAAGGUCCAGGAGUGGACCUUCAUGAUCCUGAAGACUCUGGUGGUGGCCAUCCUGGUUGCCGGGGUGGUUCCCCUGUUGCUAGGGCUACUGUUUGAGCUGGUGAUCGUGGCCCCACUCCGCGUUCCCCUGGACCAGACGCCCCUCUUCUACCCCUGGCAGGACUGGGCUCUCGGAGUGCUUCACGCCAAGAUCAUCGCGGCCAUCACCCUGAUGGGCCCCCAGUGGUGGCUGAAGACGGUGAUCGAGCAGGUCUAUGCUAACGGGAUCCGCAACAUCGACCUGCACUUCAUCAUCCGCAAGCUGGCGGCGCCCGUCAUCUCAGUGCUGCUGCUGUCGCUGUGCGUGCCCUACGUCAUCGCCACGGCGCUGGUGCCCUCUGCCGGCGUCACCCCGGAGAUGGAGAUCCUGAUCCAGAGGCGGAUCUACCCCUUCCUGCUGAUGGUGGUGUCGCUCAUCGGGAUCCUCUCCUUCCAGAUCCGCCAGUUCAAGCGCCUCUACGAGCACAUCAAGAACGACAAGUACCUGGUUGGUCAGCGGCUCGUCAACUACGAACGCAAAGCGGGGCGCGUGAGCUCGGGCCCGCCCCCCCCCGGCCCGGCGGCGGCGGCGGCGGCGGUGGCGGAGUAG
Molecule: messenger RNA, 3209 nt
Organism: Gadus chalcogrammus (walleye pollock)
Lineage: Eukaryota; Metazoa; Chordata; Actinopteri; Gadiformes; Gadidae
Product: E3 ubiquitin-protein ligase MARCHF6-like
Cellular component (GO): endoplasmic reticulum membrane
Molecular function (GO): zinc ion binding
Source: RefSeq, a predicted model, not a curated record